AGUGUGGCCCCAGAAGUGCCACCUGUCAGUGCCCAUCAGUGCCACGUGCCAGUGCCCAUCAGUGCCACCCAUCAGUGCCAGUCAGUGCCACCUAUCAAUGCCAAUCAGUGCCACCUAUCAGUGCCAGUCAGUGCCGCCAAACAGUGCCAGUCAGUGCCGCCUAACAGUGCCAUGUAUCAGUGCCAUGUAUCAGUGCCAUUGUCAUGCAUCAGUGCUGCCUUUCAGUGCCCAUCAGUGAUGCCUGUUAAUGUCCAUCAGUGC
This is a messenger RNA of Staurois parvus, 261 nucleotides long. The record is from the annotation of a GenBank genome assembly. Lineage: Eukaryota; Metazoa; Chordata; Amphibia; Anura; Ranidae.